This is a messenger RNA of Necator americanus (New World hookworm), 1716 nucleotides long. RefSeq lists its product as uncharacterized. NCBI's taxonomy places the organism in Eukaryota, Metazoa, Nematoda, Chromadorea, Rhabditida, Ancylostomatidae. The transcript is spliced from 14 exons. Bases 1 to 1716 code for a protein of 571 amino acids. The record is from RefSeq and is a predicted model, not a curated record.
AUGAUUCUCCUUUACAUUGUCCAAUUAUGGUUAACAGUUACUUCACAAAUCCUACCAGACAAUUAUCGAUUAGAUAAACGAGUUGAAAAUGAGGUGAUUGGAACACCGGAUGUACAAUGUAAUGAGGACGCAAUCACAUUUUCAGUACGGACGUCAGCACCUUUUAGAGGGAAUAUCUACGUAAAAGGUCAUUAUGGAAUUGAAAUGUGCCGUCAAGAGUACUACGGUAACGAUUUUGCUGGAGCAACAUUUGUAGUUCGUAUUGGUGACUGUGGAAUGAGAAGAAUCCGACAGUUACAACCACAUGGUAUGAACUAUGUGCUGACGUUUGUCACGAAUUUUCAUCCACAUUUUAUGACCAAGGUGGAUCGUGCCUACAAUGUUCGAUGCUUCUAUGCAUAUAUUGAUAAGACCGUGAAUACGGACAUGGAAGUGAGUAACCUUCCAUCCGAAUCACUGGAACAACAAACAACUUUAAUGCCGGAAUGUGAGUAUUCGAUUCGUGAAGGUGCGCCGGAUGGGACACGAGUCAGAACGUCCACCAUUGGCGCAAAUCUCGUACAUCGAUGGGAUUGCCGAACAAGCACUCGAUACGGGAUGUUGGUGCGAAACUGUAACGCCAUAGAUAGUACGGGACUAUCCAUACCGAUAAUUGAUGAGAGAGGCUGCCCCGAAUCGCUACCCGUUCAACUUCGACCAAUCGUCUACGAUCCGUCCCUCUCAUCUGCGUACAUGAUUGUGGAGGCGUUUGUGUUUCCGGACCGUAGUAACGUACAAUUUCAAUGUCAGGUGCAGAUAUGCGAUCGAAGAGACAAUGAAUGCCUUGGGAUUACGCCACCAAAUUGUCCGCUCAUACCUCGCAGUGAGUUCUUGCCGAAUUCCGUCGUCGAUCCAUCUGUUAAUCCAACGCAGGUGAUUGCCACGUUCGAGGGCACCCUUCGAUCAUCAAUGGGCAGUGCCGUGCUGGACGGGACCCUUCAGCCACCCGUGUACACACCUGAAUUCGAAGCAGGGAUCCCGUGGCGAAAAGAGCAGGACGGUAUGAGUGAAGAUAACAAUGACACAGAGACAGCACAACAGACAACCAGCGUACCAACGACGGCAGAGACGCAGAGUGUUGAAGCACGGCAUACAACUCUAAAAAUGCUCACAACUGAACCGCCACCAGAACAAUCAACUAUCGACUGGGUCGGAACCACCGAGACAAACGAGCUUUUCUGGAAAGUUCCCGAAAUAAGCCACGAUCAUCCGCUGGAGAUUUUCGUAAAAAGCACCAGCGCAGCUCCGAUCAUUCGACCAGCAUCUGAACGAUCUGGUAGACGUCUCGCUGAUCAAAUUAUUGAUGUAAUGACUGAGGAGCUGACGCUACGACCUGUGGAUGAUCCCUCAACAGCUGAAGCUGUACACGCCUCUGCAAUGCCGCCAACAUCUCAGCUCACGUGUUUAAAUCAAACAGCUCUAUUCGCCUCAUGCACCGCUUUUGCGACAUUGACAGUGUUGUGCAUGGUGUUGUUCGCGUUCAUUUUCCGCGAUAUAUGUCGGGGGAUGAAACGGUCGUCAAGUCAACUAGAACGUUUGACAAUUACAUCGCUACGCUCUGGCUGUAGCUCGGAGUCCGGCGACAGCGUAGGCAUCGAUCGACGGAGUGAUCUGCCGAUCUACGCUCGACGACUCGGUGAUCCUAGCUAUAAUAUGAUGACAGCAGGGAAUUACUAG